This is a messenger RNA of Saprolegnia diclina VS20, 567 nucleotides long. RefSeq lists its product as hypothetical. Lineage: Eukaryota; Oomycota; Saprolegniomycetes; Saprolegniales; Saprolegniaceae. The transcript has 2 exons. The record is from RefSeq and is a predicted model, not a curated record. Bases 19 to 567 code for a protein of 182 amino acids.
UGGCAAUCUCACAUCAGCAUGCCAAGCGACGGUGCGUGUGGGCGCUACCACCGCUACAAGGCGACGACCAACGCCGUCUUCGAGUGGCUCCACCGAGCGACCAAGCCCAAGACUAAGAACGCCAAGCGCAAGGUCAAGAAGCACGGCGCGCGGUCGGCCGACGUCACCGAGUGGUCGGUCUCGCAGAUCUACGCCGCUGCGCUCGAGGUCGUCGAGGCUGCCUUGCCCGUGCCCGCUGCCAUCCUGCGCAAGCUCGGGACAGCCAUCCGCCUGCGCCACCAGUACUCUCUCAAAAUGGCUCCCGACGCCGGCCAUACGCAUGUCCUCAACACGCUUCGCGCGAUCGAGGUCCAGUGGACGCCGCUGGUGCCCAUCAAGACGCCCGCUCCGGUCAAGACGCCCACUUCCGUCGAUGCAACUAGCGGUGAGAUCAACUUGGCCAACGCCUUUGAGGCCCUCGCCACCGACGACGCCGAUGACGACGCCGACGUGUGGGCGGAGACGCCGAUGCCGCCGUUCGACAUGACGACCUUUGUCGCGCCGGUCAUGCACAUGCUUCAUUCUUGA